Messenger RNA from Cinara cedri, 8932 nucleotides. NCBI's taxonomy places the organism in Eukaryota, Metazoa, Arthropoda, Insecta, Hemiptera, Aphididae. The record is from the annotation of a GenBank genome assembly.
AUGUCGGAUAGUGCAAAUCGAAUAACGAAAAUUUCAAUCGACGCGGCGGAUAAUGUGUCGAUUAAGAACAACGAGAUGUGCAAUACAGGAAGCUCCGACUUGAUUAGUGAGUAAAAUAAAAAAAAAUUCUACAGUGCUCGUGGUAUUUUUAAUAUUUCGUGAUGUUAGGUACCUGCAGAACUAAGUAGGCUUGUAAAUUAUUAUAUUCAUCGCCUCUUUUUGUGUCGAGCAGCCCAUCUUCGGAGGGUCUAAUAUAAAAUACAAGUAUUUCCAGUACGGUAAAUAUUAUGUCGUGUACCUGUUAAGUCGAAUUUUGGAUAAUCGCAUACAUUGUUACCGUUGAAUACUGUCUCUACAGGACAGUUGGGAUCGGAAAUCGUUCACUGAAUUCACUGUUAUCACUCGUAUAGAUUAUUAUGUUUACCGAUUUAAGCGUAACAAUUUUUACCAGUCUUAACGAUAAACAUUCGUUUUAUAAACUAGCCGAAAUUUUGUAAAAUUGCCUUUACUCCACUCUUUUACACUAUCUGAAACUGUCGGAAUGUGUUUUAUUUUUAAUCGUACUAAUUGAUUUUUCUCAUUAUUUGAUUCGAAAUAUGAACGUUUAUUUCAAAACUGUCGCCUCGAGCAAUAAAGUAUAUAAUAUCGACUAAGCCUUUUUUUUCGUUUCACUUCAAAAUCAUAUUGGUUUUUAACAUCGAAUCGUCGGUCAUUUUAUCGGUAGCAAUUCGAGCGAAUGACAUACAAUUUAAAUUGCGGGCGAUUUGAGUGCACAGAGUUUAUUAAUUACAAUUAAAACUCGUAAAUAUUACGGUUUCGUUUAACUUUACCCGUGUACUACUCGUUUCCCAUGAGAUAAUUAUUUUUAUUUUUACAAGAUAUUGCCUGCGUGACAUUUGUAUUUGUUCGAAAAUUCAUCCAGAUUAGUAAAAUGUAAAAUUAAUUUUCAACUUAGUAUUGAUUAACUAAACGUUAUCUGCAUAUUGACGAAGAACUAUACCUAUCGAGUGUUUGUUUUUAGGUUAGGCCGAAUAAAGUUCGAGUGGUUUUCGGUUGGGCUAUAUGCCGAAUACAAUGCAGUUAUUUAUAAAAUUAUUUUAAUCGGAUAAUCCUAGAUACAUUAUAUUGUUAAUAACAAUGUGUAAUAAUAAAGUUACAGAUGAGACGAACGACAAUGCGAAAAAUCACUCGAAACCUUAUCUGAAAAACGUAGACGACAAUGGCCAGUCGUCGUCUAUCACGUGUAAAUAUUUGGCCCAACGAUUACCGAUUUUGCAAUGGUUGCCGGUAUAUACGUCGGAAGACUUUGUCGGGGAUCUUCUGGCGGGCAUCACGGUGGGCUUAACUCUCAUACCGCAAUCGAUGUCAUUCGCAAUUCUGGCAGGAUUGCCUCCGCAAGUAAAUACAGCUUUUAACCAGAUCGUCGUAUGGGGUGUAGAAUUAAAACAAUCAACGUAGUACGGAACUAUAAAAUAUCAAUCAUGUAGACGACUUAGGAAAAUUUCCAGUUUCCAUAACUCAGAAAACUUACUUUAAAGUAUCUGGAAAUGUGUUGAUUGAAUCUGUUUAUAUUGAUCUUUUUUUUAAUUUGUCCAGUGGUAUUUUACCUUCUGGUUUCCAUUCUGCUAAUCGUUAUGCUAUAAUUUAACCUCGUUCUUCUUUUUAAAGUACAUACUCCAUAGUUACACUUAAAAUCCUAUACAUUUAGGAGAAUGUACUCUCUUCUCUACAAAAUCCUUUAAUUUCGGAGUUCAUUUUUAUUUCAUAUUCACUAUUUGACAUAAGCAUAUACAAAAAAUUGUGCCCACAAAAAAUAUUAAAUUAUUCUAUAGAAUUUUUUAUUAACAAUGUAUACAAAUUAUGAAAAAAAAAGUUGAUACUACUACUGUUGAAAUUGGGUAGUUGAAAAGAUAGGGUAUACAGGGAAAUUUUGUUUAUACACUACAGUAUUCAAUGAUAAAUGGAUUCCAAGUAGAGUAGCAUUAGUCGUGUAUUGUCCUGUUGUUACGAACGUAACCCAGAAAUCAACACAAAUUAAACAACAAAAAAAAGGACUUAACGGGUAAACUGUAGAAAAUAUCGACAAAUGUUUCAAAUAAAGUACUACAGGGUAGAUAUUCUGCAUCUUAUAAGAUAUGAAAUGAAAAAGAUCAUUUUUACUAUACGUAAAAGUGUUUUGUGAAAGAAAAAACAUAUUACUUCUUUGUUAUAUUCUAAAUAUGAAAUUAAUUAAAAAUAAUAACAUUGAAACUUUAUUACAUAAAUAUUUUCUCAAAUUUUCUCUAUUUCCAGCAAGGUCUUUACGGUUCGAUCAUCGGGAGUAUAUUGUACACUUUCCUGGGGACUUGCAGGGAAAUAUCGAUGGGACCUACGGCAAUCGUGUCGCUAAUGACGUAUAAUACGCUGCGUGGAUUGGGGCCCGUGCACGCUACGACUCUAUGCUUCUUGUCGGGAUUUGUACAAUUGGCAAUAGGCUUAGUGGGAUUAGGUAAACACUAAACAGCAUCAGCUGUAAAAGUGCACGAAUUCAACCGUGCGUGGAUUUCAUUUUAUUUAUUGACGAAUGUGCGGUAGGUUUUUUAAUUGAUUUCAUUUCUGGGCCGGUGAACUCGGGAUUCACGUCGGCCGUCGCGGUGCUCAUCGUCCUAUCGCAGGUCAAAGAUUUGAUCGGCGUAAAAUGUUCGGGAACUACGAUGCUGGACAUGGUCGUAUCGAUAUCCAAAGACAUUACGAAUUAUCGACUGGGCGACACGUGCCUAGGAAUAGUCUGUAUCGUCGUCAUUCUUUUGUUGAGAGUAAGUACAUUGUUAUAAAACUGCGUUAUAUCCGUUUGGCAGCAAUACCUCACAAAUAUGUGGUUUUUUUUUUUAUUGGACAUUUUUUACAAGGUAAUUGGAACGUGUCGAAUCGGUCCGGCGGAUGAGAAUUUACGGAGCAAAUUUCACGUAAUCGCGAACCGAUCCAUGUGGGUAAUCGGUACAUUUAGAAACACGAUUGUGUUGAUUAUCAGCAGCUACGCGAGUUAUCUGUACAUCAAUUCGACGGGGCGUGACCCGACGACGUUCAACAAUCAAUUACCUUUUAAAGUGGUCGGUAUGUAAAAUAAUAAAAAAAUAUACUUUAUGAUGGAAUCUUUACUGCUUCAUAGCUGGAUUAUAUUAUAGUUGUAUUACCCGGUAUUUCCGGGACUCGUCUGGUAAAAAGUGAUAUAGUUAGCAUAGUCCGAUAAAAUAAAAGUACGGCGGAAAAUGGGCGGUGGUUUGAAUUUUUCGUUCAUCAUUUUUCAUUCGGUUUUCGGUAAUACUGCCGCUGAGUUUUUUAAUCCUUCUUAAAAACAGCUAUGGUGCCUUUUUAGUUCGACCCGGAAACACGUUUCACACUAUUUUUAAAACGAGAAUAAAGUUGAUAUGGGGACCGUCAAACGUGUGUCUUCAUACCACUGUUAACACGUACACAGAUUUUACGCGUUAAGUGCGAGCUUAUACGAUAGUCCCAGACGAGUUUUGACAUUUGUCAAUGUAAAUCUGUGCAAUGUUAUAAUGUGAUCUAAGGCACGCCAACGCGCGUUGACAGAGUAAUCGCGUAAUCAUGACGUUAACCACGUGUCGACAACAAGCGCACGAUGAUCAUAUUAUUUUGUUUUAAAACCCGUCGCGACCAUAGAUAAUAAAUAAAUGGCUGACCGUAUACACAGCGCGUUCUGUGACGGAAGAAAAUUCUUGAUACCACAAUGGUUAGAUUAUAAUAUUAUCAGAGUUGCCGGGUAAUCGAUAAUGAUAAAUUAUAAUAGUUCGACAUCGUCACUAACAAUUUAAUAAGUUGUUUGUUGCAUUAACAUCUAGUAAUCUUCGUCAAUUGUAAAAAAAUCAUAAUUUUAAAUAAAAAAAAAAAAAAAACAAAUUUAUGAUAAGUAAUAAGAACUUUGGUUAUUUAAUAUCGUGAUCCGGGAACCAAAGCUACAUUUUGUAAUCAUGAUGGUAACAAGAAUAAUUAUUUUCCGUAAAUGGAUGGACCGAAAAUGUGUUCACUCAAUAUUGAAAACGUAUCAUUAUUUAUUUUUUGACAGUGUUUAGAAAAACGUUUUUUUUUUUUUUGUUGUUUUACCACCCUUUUUGGGAAAAUUGAAAAUCUGACAAAAAAUUAUUUUACGAACAAAUCAAAUAAGUGUACCUAUACCAACAAGAAUUGUAUGUAGCGUUUUUUAUUAAACUGAUUAGGUUAAUACAUUAUCUCAUAGGAACUAGAUAAUUUUCUGGGAUGAAAAGUAUCCUAUGUCCAAUUCCAGAAUCUAAAGUACAAUUAUAUGCCAAAUUUCAUGAAACUCCGUUUAGCCGCUACUGAGCCAGGUGGUAACAAAAUAAACACACACAUAUAAACUUUUGCAUUUUUAAUAUGAUAUUAUAUGACAGUAGGAUGGUAAAUUUUUUUCAGGAAAGAUCCCGUCGGGUUUACCGAAUUUCAAUUUCCCGAAAUUUAGGAUCACCGACGACGAAGGCCGCGUCGACAUCGGAUUUUUCGAGAUCGUCUCCGAGUUAGGUUUCGGGAUCAUCGUGUUGCCGCUAAUUGCGUUGGUGGAAAACAUUUCCAUAUGCAAGACAUUUGGUUUGUAGUAUAAUACAUAGUUAUAGAUUGAUGAACAUUGUUUCCGUUCGGCAUUUAUAACGAUGUACUUUUAGCCAACGGUAAGCCCAUCGACGCAACGCAAGAAUUUUUGGCCAUCGGCUUAUGCAACAUUGGUAAUUCAUUUUUUCACGCGUAUCCUGGAACCGGUUCAUUUUCCAGGAGCGCUGUGUGCUCGGCUAGCGGUGUGCGAACAACUCUGGAAGGUCUAUACGCCGGUGAGAAUAUUAUAUAUGCUAUAUAUUUUCAAUUUUGAUAUAUAUAUAUAUGAAAUAUAUAGGUAUAAAAUGCAUAUUUUAACUAGAGCUGGGAAUGUAAUGCCCCAUAGAACCCCAAAAAUACCUUAAGAAACUACUUUUAUGCUCUAAAAAUUCAAAAUAAGACACCUACAAAAGCAUUUAAGUAUGAAAUAUUUCUUAUUCUUAAUCAAAAAUACACGAAACGAAUUUUUAACAAAACGAGUUACUAAAUUAUAUCUGUUGGUAUGGUCCGAUAAAAUAAUACGAGCACUUAUCUCUUAUUAUAGUUUGUUGUACCUAUACAAAUUUUGCUAGCGUGUAAAAAUCCGAAAAUAAAAUUUCAAACUUGAAUAUUAUAUCCAAAACCCUAAAAUGCUCUAAAAAAAAAAAAUUAAGAAAAUAAUCUAAAAAUAAAAAAUAAAAUUAUAAAAACACAUGAAUGCGUGGAUUUGUAAGAAAACGAGCAUCGCACUAUUAUAAUUUAUAGUAAGCUUUAAAGUAAAGGAUUUAAAAAUAAAUAGAAGUAAAACAGAAAAUCAGUUUGGUAGAAUAGGAUAAAACAGCUAACAAAAAUAAGCGGUUAUUGGCAAGGUUGAUAGUUUUAAGUAUCUUUGAUUUUAUGUACAAAAGGACGAUGGCUUUCACGAGAAUGUGAACCAUUGAAUUAAGUAUUGUUGAAUAAAGUGUAGAGAAAGGGCAAGUGUUUUGUGCGAUAAGCAAAUUUUAAUGAGACUAAAGGAAAGUUCUACAAAAGUGUGGUGAGUUUGAGACUAUGUUGUGUGGAUCGGAGUAUUGGGGGCGGUAGACAAAAUAUUUCAACAUUAAAUUACUGUAGCAUAGAUGAGAAUGUUUAGGUAGAUGAGUGACGAGCAAAGAUAGGAUACGGGAUGAGUGCAUAAAAGGUGUCUUAUACGUGGUUUUGAUAGUAGACCAAAUAAGAGAAAAUAAACUAAGAUGGUUUGGAUAUGUGAGGAAAACUGACAAAAUGGUAGUUGAAUAAUAUAAGGAUACCCAGUCGCCAGUGUAUGCGGGAUAGAAGAUAGUGUCAAGUAGAUGUCAAGAACGAGAAUGGCUGAUCCCAAAUUUAGGUUAGGAUGAAGACGAAGAAGAAGAAUAUAUAAUAUUAUGUCCGCUACUCAUAAAUGUUGUACAUGAAAACGCUUUAGUGAACAUUUUGUGUAACCGAUUUAACAAAGAAAAAAGAAAAAAUAAUUUAAAGAAUUUUGUUAAAUUGUUAAAACGUAAUCAAAAAGUAUUCUCUAAUAUUUAAUUAUUAAAUGAUUAUUUGGUAUUUCGGUGGAAUAUAAAAAAGAAGUCGAGACGUGACUUAAAACAACGUAUAGUAAAAAUAUAUUUUUACUACACGCCAAUAGGCCGUGCUAUACAUGAACAAAAACUAAUAAAGUGAUAGGGUUUCAAAAAAGCGUUUAUAUGUUUUUAUUACAAAGUGUGUAACACUAUAAUCGUAUAAACGUACUAAAUAAACGUACUGUAUAUUAUGUUUAAUCACGGUGGUGUUUUUUUUUUAACCAGGCAUUUUGGUCAUCAUAUCGCUGAUGUUUUGUACGCCCUACAUGAGCUACAUACCGAAAACGACUCUGGCGGCGAUCAUUAUCGGCGCUGUCAUAUUUAUGGUCGAAGUGCGAAUGGUCAAACCGAUAUACCGAUCGAAAAGUAAUAUUAAAUAUGCAUAGUGAAAUAUUAUCAUUUCGCAAAUUUAGUUUUUAAUAACUUUUAUUCGACACCGUUUUAAUGUUAUUCGAUCGAUCAUCAUCACUAUGGUAUAUUAUUUUAAGAAUAACUAAUUAUUCAGGUGAAACGUUAUAAACUUUUAAAUUUAUGUGUAUGUACAUAUAAAGAAAAAUAAAUAAAUAAAUAGUACUAAAAUACUAAAAAAGUUAAACAAAUAAUAAUGAUUACCAACUAAGUUUUUAAAAAAUUAAUCUUUGAACUUAAUAUUCCAUUUUACUAUAAGUAUUUAUAACUUGUAAUUUAUCGUUAUCUGUUUUUUUUUUUUUUAAGGACUGUUGAUAUAUUUCCGAGUGUACUUAGCAGUACUUUAAAUCGCAUUAAUUUAUUCAUUAAAUAGAGUUUUUUUCAGUGACUCCAUUUAUUUUAUCAAACGAGAUAAAUAUAAUUUUAUUUUAUGCACCGGCAUUAAUCUGUAUUGCAAUACAAAUUAAUUAAAUUUAAAAAAAAUUUUAGAAAUGUAUUAACACAGUUAAUAAUUAUUAUUGAUUAUUUAACUAUAUGUAAUUCGUAUUGAAAACAAAAACAAAAAAUAUUUUCUAUUAAUAUGUAAAUGAUUUCAAUAAUACUACUAUAUCUACAGGUAAAAUUACAUUACAUUUAUAAAAAAUAUUGAUCGAUUUUUAAACGGCCAUAAAAUCUCUAUUUUAUUACGAUAUUUUUACAAUUAAAUAAUAAAAACAAACGGUUUCUGAUCCGACAAGAAAUAUGACUCGUCUUCAACAAAUGAAAUUUGAAUUGAAACCAUUUUGUGCUGAUAACUUUUGUUAAAAAAAAAAAAAAUGAAAACCCUAUAAAACUCUAAUAACAAUCGUAUUAUUUUCAUCGUUUAAGUGAUAUUACUAUAAGUAUUAGAGAAAAUUGAUAAAAGUAAUAUAUAUAUAUAUUUUUUUUUCUUUUUGAUAAAUUCAAAAUCGAAUUAGGUGUUCAAAUGUUUAAUAUGAAAAUUGAUACGUAUAGAUACACGUUCCUAAAUGUUUUUUUUUUUUUUUUUUGUCUAUUUAGAAAGUGAUCUGGUUUCCGGUCUAGGAACGUUCUUUGCGUGUUUGUUGCUGCCCAUAGAGAAGGGCAUUUUGAUUGGCAUAGGGUUAAGUUUGAUGUCGAUUAUAUACCAUUCCGCAAGACCCAAGCUUUCGAUAAAAAUAAACACGGUAAGUGCGGAAUAAUUAUAAAUAUCAAACAGUUUGUAACAUUGUGUAAUGUUACAUAACAUUUUACAACAAACGAUGAAAAAAACACCAACAAAAAAUCACAUGUCGAGAUCACCUAGUAAUUUUUCAAAUAUCAGCCGACGAGCUGCAGAUAACAUUAGUAGGUAGGUACUAGGUGAUUUUUCUGUGGAUCGUUUGCUGGGAGCUGUGAUGGGUGCCUGAUAGACCAUUUAGUCCUAUUUCCCUUGCUUGGUUUGAGCGUAGACCAAAUAGAGAAUAACAUCUUGUCACUAGGUCAUUGUUGUGAUAAGGCAUCAGUGAUAUCUAUUGGCGUAAAGUAGAAAACUAUCGUAUUAUUAUUAACGACGUGUGAUAUCAAUGCAAUCACACAAACGAGCUUUCUCGGUUUCCACCACUGUUCUCAGCUGGUGACCUAACAGAUUAAAUAAGCGUCGAAGUAUAUAUUUUGAUAACAUAUUGUAAUUUAUUAGUUUUUGUUUUAUUCAAAUAGAUUGUCACGCCUUUUCCAGUUUUUUAACAACGUGACAUAAUCAAAUCUAUACAUUUUAUUAUUUUUGAUCAUAUUUUAAAAUCGUAUUUUGGUAUUUGUAUUUUGUACAGCUGCAUAUUAAGCAUUUAGAAUGUUUUUUAAGACGCAUACAUUUCUGUGCUAUUCAUUACUAUUAUAAUUUAUAAUAAUAAUUAUCAGUUUUAUUAUACAGACGCCGAGCGGACGGAAUAACUAUCUGAUGAUUACGCCAGACAGGUGCAUACUGUUCCCGUCGGUCGAACACGUGAGAAAUAUUAUCAUCCAAAACAGUUUCAAACAUAAUCUACCGGUAGUCAUCGAUUGUUCGCAUAUUUACGGAGCUGAUUUUACCGCCGCCAAGGUUUUUCGUUUUUAAACAAUAGUAUUAUUAAUAGUUAUAUUAUCAUUCUCUACUACCACAUAUAUACAACUUACAAAUUGCAGCGUAGGUCUCAAUCAUUGAUUUAAACGCAUUCGGUUUCCAGCUUAUAGAAAUAUUGAACAACGAUUUUGCACGGAAGGGCCGAUUGUUAUUUUUCUACAACCUGAAGCCGAGCUUGGUCAAAGUGUUCGAGGGCGCGCUUCCGAAAAACUUCAACAUUCGCAUAUUCAACGACGCCCGGGAUAUCGAUCAGCCAUUGUAG